Entamoeba histolytica HM-1:IMSS is the source of this 420-nucleotide messenger RNA. RefSeq lists its product as uncharacterized. Lineage: Eukaryota; Evosea; Mastigamoebida; Endamoebidae. The transcript has a single exon. The coding region runs from base 1 to 420 and encodes 139 amino acids. The record is from RefSeq and is a predicted model, not a curated record.
AUGAAAAGAAAGAGAUUAAUAAGUAUAGUUCAAACAGCUCAAUGGAAAAAAGCUAUUCUUGAUGCACUUAAUCAUUGUCCAUUAAUUGAAUGUGGAAAAGACUUUUGUCAUGACAGAGGGUAUUAUAGAUUGAAAGAUAAUGAAACUACAGAAAAGAAAGAAGAAAUUUCUAAUCCACCAUUUCAUAUUUUACAUCAUAAAAAUUUAAAACAAAAUAUUAGUCAAGAACUUUAUAGUUGUUAUGAUGAUCUUCAAAGACAAUUAAGUUAUUCUGUUAAAGUUUUUAGUAAAUUGUAUAGUAAGUAUUUAAAAAAUUGUGAUACUAAACGAAGUGAUUUAGUUAGAGAUAUUUUAGAACGUCAGAAUCAAGUUUAUGAUUUGUUUGGUAAUUACAAAUCGCAGUUAUGUUCUUUUGAAUAG